This is a messenger RNA of Sorghum bicolor (sorghum), 1089 nucleotides long. Its product is annotated as mavicyanin. The transcript has 2 exons. Lineage: Eukaryota; Viridiplantae; Streptophyta; Magnoliopsida; Poales; Poaceae. Gene Ontology annotation, cellular component: plasma membrane. Gene Ontology annotation, molecular function: electron transfer activity. The record is from RefSeq and is a predicted model, not a curated record. Bases 308 to 946 code for a protein of 212 amino acids.
UCCAUGGGUUACCACACGAUGACACACGCACGCACGCAGCAAAAGGUGAAGCUGCAGCACGUGCUCUGCAGCCCUCGAGGUGGCGACCUGACCGACCACCCAAAGCAAGGUACGGGUACCCCACAGCCUGCAAAGCCUCGAUCUUGGGGCAGGUCAGAGAGCGCGGUUUGCCUACAAAUAUCCGUUGCGUUCAUCCUCUUGCCCCAAGACUUGGCAUCACAUAUCCGUUGCAGUUGCAGGCAUAGAUAGGGACAGCAGUACAGCACAACCGUUAGCGCUUAUUGAUCUGUGGUUUGCCGCUGUAGCCAUGGCGAGCUCAUCAUCUUGCGGUCUGGGGCUGGCCUGCUUCGUGCUCCUGGCGGCAUCCGUCGGCGCCACGCAGUACAAGGUCGGCGGCGACAAUGGCUGGGCCGUGCCGGACGCCACCGCCGAGUCCUUCAACACCUGGGCGGAGAAGACCAGCUUCCAGAUCGGCGACAGCCUCUUGUUCGUGUACCCCAAGGACAAGGACUCGGUGCUGCUGGUGGAGCCGGCGGACUACAACACCUGCAACACCUCCUCCUACGACAAGCAGUUCACCGACGGCAGCACGUCCGUCACGCUCGACCGCGCCGGCGCCUUCUUCUUCAUCAGCGGCGUCGAGGCCAACUGCCGCGCCAGCGAGAAGCUCAUCGUCAUGGUCGGCAGCGGCGGCGCCAGCGCGCCAGCCCCGGCCGCCCAGCAGGGCUCCGGCUCUCCCUCGCCGUCGACGUCCGCGCCUGCUCCCUCCAACGGCGCUCCGGUGCCGCCGGCCUCGCCCAAGGCCCCCGCCGCCAAGAACUCCACGGCCAAGGGCGCCCCUCCGGCCGCCGGCAGCAAUAGCAACGGCGCUGGUGCUGGGCUCGCCGUGGCAGGCUUCGUCGCCUCGGUUGCAGGCUGCGUUGCCUACGCCACGCUUGCCUUCUGAGUUCUGAAACUGAAAACCACUGGACGCAGGCAGUGUGUUCUUCCUUUCCUCGUCGUGUAACAAACUGAAACUGUGUGUGAUUGUGAACAAAGUGUAUCUUUCGUGUUCCUUGCGAUUCAGAAGAAAACACAAAUUUAAUUAAA